GCUUCCGUUUGGACACUACAAGGAUGAGAUGAAGAGUUUGGGUGAAACGGUGAUGGAUUGUCUGCAAAAGACCAACGAGAAAGCUCAGAGGUGUGCGGAGGCAAUCAGACUGCACCUCGAGCCACUUGGAAUGCGUCACGUCUUGCUUCAGAGACUACGGGACGAGCUUGCUUAUUACUUGCAAGCAUUUGCGCUGCUGGAAGGCCUCCAAAAUGUUCUCACGGAGAGAUUUGGUAUCGUCAGGGAGUAUGAUGACAAGUGUUGCGAGCACCUCAGAAACUUGUAUGAAACCAUCGAAUGCAGGAGCUGUGUCGCGAAUGAACUGGUGUACCCCCAAUUCCAAGCUGUAGGAACAAUAGUCAAGUCUGUUGGUGAGGAGCUAAGAGUUCUUCGAGCGUAUGCCAGGGCCUCCAUUCCGUUACUUUCACUAGCUUCUCAGCCUCUCUUCACGCCCACGCCAUCUGGCAUAGCAAACAUAUGCUCUUCGACGGGUUUGUCAAGACUGAACACCCUCGUGAACUACACCACUUUUCUGCCUCCCGAAGUCUACACAGUCGACUGGCACGAGAACGACGUGAUCUUAAGCAAAGCGGGCACACAACAAGAUUUAAGAUGUGGUGUUUUGAGAGACGAGGAUGUGGAGAAUGCAUUGCAAGGUGGGGGAGCCUUGCAGCUUUCUGGCUAUUGUCCGGUUGCAUUAGCCAAGCACAGAGGCCUCCUUCUUCACGGAGAUCCUGACAUAGGACUCGUGCAUGUCGAGGGAAAGCUUUAUGCAUUUUCUAGCGGGGAAGCGUUAAACCAGUAAUCUCUUUUACCGGUGCUUGAUUCUGCAGAGAAGUGGAUGCUAUAGCUAGGUUCAUCGCUGGCCCGUCGUUAUAUCUUGAAGCCGUGACGAAUGCUGUUCGCAAGAUGUCUCAGCUGGUCCACAUUUUGGCGCUGGAAAACGAGGCUCCUUUUUCUGUCCUGAAUAUUUCCAAGUUGCUGAGCAUACUUAGUAAGCCACUUUCAUGUGAGUUCUCGACGCAGACAACAACAGAUGUUGUCAAUUCGUUGGAUUCGGCUCUGACCAGGUCGUUGAAUAAGGAGACAACCAGUGCACAGACAUGCUCUAGCUAUUGCAGGAGAUCGCUGCAAACACAGGUGUGGCUGCCAAAGCAUACUGGCACUCAGACUGGCAUUAAUCGAGGGUGUAACACGUCCAGGCAAGUUCGGAACAUGAUGCUUCAUGGUAAGUACGACCUUUAAGAAUGUUUCUGCGGAUAAUUGCGGAGAUUUAGAAGCGCGCAUGUUGGAGGCCACAACGCGAAAUCCACCAUCAUUGUCUUUACCAGUGGGUACAGUCACAAAAGAUGAAAAAAUAGAAUGUGGUUCCCGUGCUAGUGCUAAAAGUAAACAUGGGACGCGCUUUGAAAACAGGUUCCAAGAUGACGACGACGAGGGUGUUGGUAAGAUAACUUCAUCAGAUGAAGUAAGAGAGGGACUCUGUGGUAGAGGUGCAUGAGUUAGAUUCCUCCACUUCCGCCCACCUCCUCUUCAACUUGGAAAAUGAUGCGGGGGAAUCAGAAGAUUUAAACAAAAGCUCACACUGCCUAGCAGGACGCCACAAACUUUAAAAAAGAUCAAGGAACCUGGAAUAUAUCGUUAUCCGCCACAGAUUUCGACCCUUCGAUGAGUUAUCUGCCCCGUACGCAAGAUUGAAGACAGAAACGAAGAGAAGGACUUCAAAAACGACUGGACAACCUCCUUUACUGGAAAAGUGCUGACUACAAAAGCCCGUAGACAUGCACACCGAAUUUCCACUCGAAGCUGUUGGUAACAAACUUUGGAGGAGGGAUGGAAUUGCAAUCUGCUUCUCACGACGAGGCCCUCGAUUUCAAGGGACGACUUGCCGACAAGAAAAGCACCGGUGGAUGGAAGGGGUGUUGCUACGUUCUCGCCAAUGAAAUAUUCGACAGGAUAGCCUUCUUUGCAAUCCUGGCGAACCUGGUGACUUACAUGACUAGUGUUCUUCACGAAAACACGGCUGAAGCGGCUACCAACAUCAACAACUGGGUUGGGACCAUCUACAUGGUGACUUUGUUGGGAGCAUUUCUAGCAGACGCAUUCUGGGGGCGCUAUCGGACUAUUCUCACCAUGGCUGCAGUAUACAUUUUGGGCCUGAUUCUACUCACGGUCUCUUCCUCGCUAAAGUCCCUUCGCCCAUUACCUUGCCAACCAGCGUCUCGGAAUGAAACCUGCAAUCCAGCCUCCAAGCAGCAGCGCGCAUUCUUCUUCGUUGCCCUCUAUCUGGUUGCGGUUGGCUCGGGUUGCAUGAAGCCGUGCGUUUCGUCGUUUGGAGCGGACCAGUUUGAUGAGAAAGAUUCCUCCGAGAUAAAGAAGAAGGCCUCGUUCUUCAACUGGUGGUUCUGGGGAAUUCACGCCGGCCAGCUCGUUGCAGUCACGGUCCUGGUUUACAUCCAAGACAACGUCGGGUGGUCCUGGGGAUUUGGAAUUCCGACGGUACUCAUGGUCAUAUCUGUCCUAACUUUGCUGUAUGGGACACCGAAUUACAGGUAUCAGAAGCCGCACGGUAGUCCCCUCACAACUAUAGUGAAAGUGAUAGCCUCGGCAAUCUCGAAGUGGCAUAUGGCGAUUCCCACUGACAAAGCAACAAAGCCGAUAUCGUUCCUCGACCGGGCGGCUUUUGCUCGAGAAAGUGGUCGCAAGCCAGGCGAUGCCAAAAAGCCAUGGGACCUUUGCUCCCAGGCUCAAGUCGAGGAAACAAAGGUGUUCGUGAGGAUUCUACCAAUGUGGUUUGGCACGCUGCUCUUCUCCACGGCGGUGGCCCAGAACCCAACGCUCUUCGUCAAGCAAGGGAGCACCCUGGAGAACAGCAUCCACGGCAAGUUUAAGAUCCCGCCAGCCUCGAUGCUGCUCUUCACAAACCUGACUGUCCUCUUCUCCAUGCCGCUCUACGAUCGCCUCUUCGUCCCUUCGGUCCGGAAGAUCACGGGGCACCCGAGAGGCAUCACCAUGCUCCAGCGGAUGGGAAUCGGGAUGUUCAUCACGGUGGCCUCGAUGCUGGCGGGGGGUCUGGUCGAGACGAAGAGGCUCAAAGUCGCGAGGGUGUUUCCACACAGCAAGCCGCUGCCAAUGACGAUCUUCUGGCUUCUACCGCAGUACAUUCUCCUGGGACUGGCGGAGGUGUUCACUUACAGCGGCCAGAUCGAGUUUUUCUACGAUCAAGCUCCGGCAGCGAUGCGUAGCUUGGGGGCCGCGCUCCAGCUGACCACCCUCGCGGGCGGGAGCUUCUUGAGCAGCAUUCUCAUCACGGUUGUCAACCGCGUCACAGGUCCCUCGCAUCCUUGGAUCCAGCACAACCUCAACCAGGGGCAUCUAAACUUCUUCUACUGGCUGCUCGCAGCGCUCAACGUUGCCAACAUUGGAGUUUUCGUGCCACUGGCGAUCUGGUUCAAGUACAAAGACAAUGAAGUGUUGUUGCCACCUUCCUCUAGGGUUUAAGAAUAAACAUUCGUUAAUCUAAAUCAAAGAUUCAUAUUCAGUA
Selaginella moellendorffii is the source of this 3544-nucleotide messenger RNA. Its product is annotated as protein NRT1/ PTR FAMILY 8.1. Gene Ontology annotation, biological process: dipeptide transport; transmembrane transport. Lineage: Eukaryota; Viridiplantae; Streptophyta; Lycopodiopsida; Selaginellales; Selaginellaceae. The record is from RefSeq and is a predicted model, not a curated record. The transcript has 12 exons. The coding region runs from base 1834 to 3501 and encodes 555 amino acids. Gene Ontology annotation, molecular function: tripeptide transmembrane transporter activity; dipeptide transmembrane transporter activity. Gene Ontology annotation, cellular component: membrane.